Molecule: messenger RNA, 381 nt
Organism: Ilex paraguariensis (yerba mate)
Lineage: Eukaryota; Viridiplantae; Streptophyta; Magnoliopsida; Aquifoliales; Aquifoliaceae
Source: the annotation of a GenBank genome assembly
AUGCGUGCAACGCCCCUGGCUGCGACACCCACUUGGCGUGACCCCCUGGCAGCGAUGCUCUCAGGCACAACAUCGCAACAGGGCAACAUAUAUCCCCGUCGCAUUAGAAGUGGAAAAGUGGACCCUUCACCAAGGGUGGACAAAAGUGAAAUCAUAGAAGUAUGGGGCAACCUUGGGCACUACGCCCCUGGGCGCAACGCCCUUAACCACAAUACCGCAUCUGGGCGAGAUACAUCUCCAUCACAUUGGAAAUGGCAAAAUGAACCUUUCACCGAUGUGGGACAAAAGUGGAAUCGUAGAAGUAUGGGGCAACCUCAAGUGCAACGCCCUUGGGCGCAAUACCCCUUGGCGCGACGCCCUUUUACAGGAAUGGUGUCAUAG